AUAUUGAACAAGAUGAGCGUGGGGAAAAUUUUAACAUGGAUAUCGUGUUCUAUGGUCGUGAGCGAGUGCCACAUUCGAAAGGGACGUGACGAGGAUGGCUCUAAGUUAAUACGUAUCAACGCUGACGUAAUUCUUGGCGGGAUCUUUCCUAUGCACGAACAGGUGUCAAGUUCCAUCGGUCAAUCGCCAUGCGGCGCGGUGAAAGAAGAAAAGGGAAUGCAACGUUUGGAGGCUAUGUUGUACGCCCUCGACGAAAUAAACUCGGAUAAAGAGUUACUGCCAAACACCACGUUAGGCGCGCUUAUCCUCGACUCCUGUAGCAGCGACACGUACGCACUUGACCAAAGUAUGGAAUUCGUUAGAUCGUACAUGAAUCAAGAUAUAUCGGAAUACAAAUGCGAAAAUGACAAACCACCGAUAUAUGUGCCCCAUAAACCUGUCACCGGCGUUAUAGGAGCUUCCUUCAGCGUAGUCUCUAUUAUGGUAGCCAAUAUUCUCCGAUUGUUCAAGAUACCGCAAAUAAGCUACGCAUCGACGAGCACAGAACUGUCGGAUAAAAGUCGCUUCGAAUAUUUUAGCAGAGUGGUGCCGCCAGAUAAUUUCCAAGCUCAGGCCAUGGUGGAAAUCAUUCAUCAACUCGGUUGGAAAUACGUGUCUACGGUUGCAGUUGAAGGUGAUUACGGAGAGAAGGGCAUUGCUAGUUUUAUCUCACUGUCGACGGAAUACGGUGUCUGCGUAGCAGUGAGCGAGAAGAUCCUGAGGAACGCGAAAACCGAAGAUUUCGAUAAAAUUGUCGAACGACUCAGCUCGAAACACAAUGCCAGAGGUGUGGUAUUAUUCGUCGAUGAAGAUAACAUAAGGAAACUUCUGCAGGCAAGUGUUAGAGCCAAUCGUACAGGCCAUUUCAUGUGGAUAGGCAGUGAUUCAUGGGGUGCUAAAGUAUAUCCAGUGAGAGAUCAAGAAUUCGCGGCGGAAAGUGCAAUCACGAUCUUGCCUUAUAGAACAUCCCUCGAGGGUUUCGACGAGUAUUAUUUAAAUCUUCGACCAAGAAUGGACAACGAAUGCGACGGCCAAACUGAGGAUAAUGUGCCGCAUAAAAACUUACCCGGGAAAAUAGUGAAUUGUCGGAAUGUUUGGUUCCGAGAAUUUUGGUCCCAGCAUCAUAAAUGCAGUUUCGGUACAAAUUUAUCCGUUGCCACGACAGCCUGCACCGGCGAGGAGGAGUUGAUUGAUUACGAGCAAGAAGGAUUGGUGCCAUUUGUCGUUGAUGCAGUUUAUGCGAUGGCAUACGGUGUUCAUAACUUGAUAAACGAAGAAUGCAUGAAUAUUGCCAAUACUAGUCAUCAUUUGUGCGAAGACCUUCGUCCAGCACCAGAUGGUCAGCAACUUCUUCAGCACAUUCGAAAUGUUAGUUUCAUCGGUCGUCAGGGUACUGAAAUUAAAUUUAAAUCUGAUGGCGAUGCGUAUGGAUUUUACAAUAUCUAUCAAUAUCAAAAGAAAGAAGAUGGCCGUUUUGAUUAUGUGCUUAUUGGCUCAUGGAGAGAGGAGUUGGAUCUUAAUAUUAACAUGACGAGAUGGACAGCAGGACCUGGAGAAAUGCAUAUCCCUCGAAGUUUAUGCAGCGACAAUUGUCCCCUAGGUCAUGUACGCAAUUUUCAGGAAGCAUGUUGUUGGAGCUGUGUGGCAUGUCGCGAAGACGCGUACGUUUUCAACGACACUUGUCGCAGCUGCGGUCCAGGAUAUGCACCGGACGAGACAAUGACAAGUUGCAUGAAACUAACAGCGGAAGUUAUACCAUGGACCAGUCCAUGGGCAUUGGUACCAUUAAUAUUUGCAUCCAUUGGCAUACUCAGCACUCUAUUUACAACUGUUGUCUUCGUUCGCUUCAACCGUACACCAGUAAUUAUGGCAUCUGGACGCGAAUUGUGUUACGUAUUGUUAGUAGGGAUUCUAUCGUGUUAUGGUAUGAGUUUCGUGAUAUUAAGCAAGCCAACUACAUGGAACUGCACGUAUUUGAGAAUCGGCCUCGGCUUGUGCUUGAGCAUUUGUUACAGCGCGAUACUAACUAAGACGAAUCGGAUAUCGCGCAUCUUCAAUCAAGGAACAAAAAGUAUAAAGAGACCUUCUUACACAUCCCCGAAGAGUCAAGUUGUAAUCGCUAUCGGGAUCACUGCAGUGCAAUUAGUUGGUGUUAUCGUCUGGCUAAUCAUUGAACCACCGGAUACCACGGAAAUUCAUCCAUAUCCAUUGUCAGCAGUACUCACAUGCCGUGUUUCCACGUUCUCCUUAAUGAUGUCUCUCGUCUACAACAUGUUCCUAAUACUCAUGUGCACACUGUACGCGUUCAAAACACGUAAGAUACCGGAGAAUUUCAACGAAGCAAAGUACAUUGGUUUUACAAUGUAUUCAACGUGCAUUGUAUGGUUAGCUUUCGUACCCAUCUACUUUGGCUCAAACAAUGACUAUAAGGUACAAAUAGCAAGCAUGUGCAUGUGCAUCAACAUCUCUGCGUCAGUAGCUCUCGGUUGUCUCUUCACGCCGAAAGUAUAUUUGGUACUUUUUCAACCGUAUAAAAAUACGGGUGUACUUCAAAGUGGUAACCGUGCAGCGUACAGCAUGCGAUUUUCUGGCGGUCGUAGUCAAACAAUGCAGAGCAUGACCUCCUGUUCUCGGAGCAGUCCACCGGCACCACGUCCAAGCCAGGACGAGGUGAAACAUGCCAACGGUGAGACACAAGCACUGGCGAGCCCGUCUGUCGAGGAGACCUCGGUCUCUCUCAUACACGUCCCUCCCUGUGUAGAGUGUCAGGCCAGAAUUCAUGAGACCACCGUGGAGAUAUACGACGACGAUGAAGAGGACCGUAAGCUCUCGACUAUCCAGGAAGUGUCAGAAUCAAGAGACAUUUCCAGUCCUUCGAUGUUCGCGGAUAAUUGCCGAAAUCGAAGUCGGAAGUCGAUUUCCAGCGAUUCUGACCAGUCGGGCGAUCCAGUACGUAAAAAUCGCACGGGAACAAUCAGUUGCAUCUCCGACAAAGUGGCGUCUUAUAAAUCGGAAGCUAACGUUUUUCCCAGCGAAGAUCAAACUUUCCACGUCUACAGCGACUCACCGACGUUUUCCGAUUUUUCAUCGAAAAUCAAAUACCUUUUAUAUAAUGAAAUUUUGUAUUCUAAUUUAUUCAACUUGUUCUUCCAGUUGUCGAUUUUCUUUCCAGUAUUUCUGGGCAGAAUUUAUCAUUUCAAAUCUUGA
Molecule: messenger RNA, 3246 nt
Organism: Heterotrigona itama
Lineage: Eukaryota; Metazoa; Arthropoda; Insecta; Hymenoptera; Apidae
Source: the annotation of a GenBank genome assembly